This is a messenger RNA of Sciurus carolinensis (gray squirrel), 11845 nucleotides long. It is a transcript of the gene Irag2, whose product is annotated as inositol 1,4,5-triphosphate receptor associated 2. Bases 1 to 4320 code for a protein of 1439 amino acids. The record is from RefSeq and is a predicted model, not a curated record. Gene Ontology annotation, cellular component: endoplasmic reticulum membrane. The transcript is spliced from 39 exons. NCBI's taxonomy places the organism in Eukaryota, Metazoa, Chordata, Mammalia, Rodentia, Sciuridae.
AUGACUUCUGCAAAGAAAGUAACGGAGAAGCGGCAUAACCCUGUGGAAAGCAUUUGCAGAAAAAUCAAAGCCAUUCAAAAGGGAGAAGCGAUUUCAAAUCCAGUGCGACAAAUUAUCAAAUACCAGUCUAGCUGUUUUGAUAAUCCACAGACUAAUGCCAAGAAAAACUUCGAGGAGGUGCUAAGGAAGAUGACUGCUACUCACAUUCCUGUGCAGGACUCUCAUUUUUCAAGUUCUGAGAAAGUGGCCACCUUCAUUUCCUCUCCUGAAACAGCAUCUCCAAGAACCCCAUCCAUCUCUCACCUGCACUCUCCUAAGAAUGCCACGUACACUGUUGAUCUCACUAGUUCUGAAGACGUUGCUAGGCUGAGAUCACAGAGCAGCCAGUGUGAUACAUCUUUGCUAUCACAGGUUGGACCAGGGGAAUUCUCCUCUAGCAAGGAUUUGAGUAACUGUUGCAGUGGAAAUAACUCUUGUACCUUAACGCUUGGCUUUGAUUCCACCUCUGCUCAAAGCUCUAAGUUUUUUACUCAGGAUUCAGUGGUGAGAAAACUAUCUCUGAAUGAUGAUGGAUGGAAACUAGGAGCUGAGGAUGGCCAAGAUGUAACAUAUAGCACCACUAGUGAUUGGGAGGAACAGUUACUCUCUGGAAUCUUCCAUGCAUGUGACACAAAAUGCAGAGGCUCAGUAGGAGUGAGCAAAAUAAUAGAUUACUUGCAACAAACAACUAGCCAAGAUUCUGAAGACAUGAGCCUUGAAGAGUUAUGGAGCAUGCUCGAUCCUGAAAAGAGAGACCCACAGGUGGAUCUGGAAACAUUCCAUGCCAUCAUGAAAGAAUGGAUGGCUUUGCAUAGAAAUGAAUGGGGAGGAGUGAAGAGCAGAUUAAGUAGCAUCACGGAUGACUCUGUUUUUGAACAACAGGGCAGUACGAAUUCAGUUAAGAUGACCAGAGAUACAACAGAUUCCAUACCUGGAAGCUUUGAGGGUCUGGGUGGAGGCUUGUCCAGUGGAAUCUUAGAGAUGUCUGACUUCAUCACCUAUGUAGCAGACCUGCAUUUCAACAAACAGAAAUUGGAAGUGGAAAAUCAGAGGUUUAAGUUGGCAUUAGAAACCUUGGAAGAGGCUAACAGCCAGUUAGCAGAUGAUUGCACUGAGUUGCGUCUUCAGAUAAAAAGUGCCCACCAAGCUGUUAUGAGAACAAGUCUGUUAAAAGAAGAACUGGAGGAACUGAAAAUUAGUAUGAGUGCAUCAGAAGAGCAGAAGACCUUAAUUUUAGCCCAGAAAAAACAAUUAGAGACAGAAAACCGGGCUUUGAUUCUUAAGAUCAAGAUUCUACAGGAAGAGAAUAUUAAGAACAUUAUGGAUAUAGAUAGACUGGAAAAGAAGAUUGAGGAAUUGUCUAAAACUGAGACAGAGCAUCAAAUGCAAUUGCACACCUAUGAAAAUGUGUUGCUUAAUAAAGAUGCAAGUAUGCAGAAGAAGGAUUUAAGCAUAGAAGAGCUGAAGUUGACCAUCGCCGAGUAUGGAAGUGUGAUAGAGAAUUUACGAGGGGAUAAAAAUAAACUGGCUCAAGAGUUGCAGCACUUGCAGCAGGAACUCGUCAUAAAUGGGAUCCAACUGAAUGUUAGUGGAGAGUACAAUGGGGUAGUCUCUGAAGGAGAAAAGUCUUUACAUUAUGAGCUCAGCCUAGCUCAGUCUGCAGAGAACAAUGAAACUGAACGGCAGUACAGUGUAACCAGCUUGUUAUCUCUGGACACGGCGAUAGACCAAGACAUGCUGCUGUUUCUAAGAGAGGCUGAGCAAAAGGGAGUGGAGUUCACAGCUGCACUUCAGAAGCUGCAUGAAGAAGUCUCUGAGGUUGGAGCCUUCCUUCAUAGCUCCCAGCUGUGGGUAACUAAUCCAGAAAUUACUGUGAAAGAAAAGUGGGGAAAGCAACUUGCUGAAUUCAAACACAUUAUGGAAGAGAAGCUAAAUCUUUGCAUAUUAAUGCUGAAAAGCUUGAGAAAUCAUAAAGAACCUCUUGAUAAUAUAUUUGUCAAAUUAAUAGAGACUUUGAAGAAAUUCAGGCUGGACUAUUUUUAUUUCAGAAAAGAAUUUCUUUCCAGUCAGAAACAACUAGAAACCAUUAAACAACUGCAAGAAGAUGCUGUCAACCAGGAAGUCAUCCUCAGGCAGAAGCUUCAGGAAGCCAGCCAACGUCUGGAGAAGGCAGAAGAGCAGGUUAAGGCUCGAGAUCAGGCCGCCUAUUCUGCCAGCGAAAAAACUAAGUCUUUACUGCAUAAAUUAGAGGAAGCAAUUUCAGAACAACGGAACCUCCAAACUAUAAAUAGUGAGUUAUCAAAUACUUGCCAGAAGCUUGAGGAGAAGACAAGAAAACUGAAAACAACUGUUGAGGUACUUCGAAAACAGUUAACUGAAGGACAACACCAUGGCUUACUGUUUCAGAGAUUUUUAGAUGAGGAAUUUUCUCAUGAUGACCCCCUAUCCUGCACAGAAAAAAUUCAAUCAUCUCUUCAAGAAAAACUGAAGCGGUGUUACCACAAACCACUCAGUGGUCAAGAGGCAAGAAUUCAUCACACACCCCUGACCUUAAAACACACAUGCUGGUAUACGCCUCUGCUGGAUGCCUUGUAUCUAGAUAGUCUUACAGUGAUUCCAAGGCCUCAAUUGACAUCUUCCUCAUGUAUAGCCAACCCAACCCAUGCUUUGAGUGAAAGACCCAAAUAUGGAGAAAUAAAGGAUGGUGCUUUGGAUGUGAAGAGACAACACAAGUGCUCUACAGGUGGUCCCGACCCGGGAGCAGAUCUUUCAGGUUGCAUCAGGAUGAAUGACAACCUAAGUAUGGAAGAGAAUGGUGUUGAACACUUGGGUUCUGAGGACCUGCCGCAGUCCAGGAAAUAUCUCACACUACCAUCACCUGGACAUACUUCCUCCUCAGAGAGUACUGUAACCUCAAGUGAUUCUGGAUCAGAAAAUUUGAAUAUGGCUUCUGGUGGCCUUGACUGUAAAUCACUCUGUGGGAAAGAGGAAGAAAGAUCAGUGUCUUCCAUGACAGAGAUCCAAGGCACCAGUCCAGAUUCUGAGAAGACUGCAUGCCAAGACACUAUGAAUAAGGAUAAAACUGUAUCAAAUCUGGAAGCCAAAGAGGAAUCCCAAACAAUAGAAGAACAUAGAAAAGAAUGUGCUUCAGGAGAAUCUGAGUUUUCUCCUGUUCCAGUAACCACCAUGAAAUCAGUUAACUUCAGACAAAGUGAAAACACGUCUGCUAAUGAGAAAGAGGUGGAGGCAGAAUUUCUCAGAUUAUCUUUGGGAUUUAAAUGUGACUGGUUUACAUUAGAGAAACGAGUGAAGCUUGAGGAGCGAUCCCGGGACCUGGCAGAAGACAAUUUGAAGAAAGAAAUCACUAACUGUUUAAAGCUCUUGGAGUCUUUAACACCUCUGUGUGAAGAUGACAACCAGGCCCAGGAAGUCAUUAAGAAGCUGGAGAACAGUAUAACAUUUCUCAGCCAAUGUGCAACUCGAGUAGCCAGUAGGGCCGAGAUGUUGGGAGCCAUUAAUCAGGAAAGCCGGGUUAGUAAGGCAGUCGAAGUGAUGAUUCAGCAUGUAGAAAACUUGAAGAGAAUGUAUGCUAAAGAGCAUGCUGAAUUAGAAGAGCUGAAACAGGUUCUCUUGCAGAAUGAAAGGUCUUUUAACACUCUUGAAGAUGAAGAUGACUGCCAGAUUAAAAAACGUUCAGCUUCUCUGAACUCUAAGCCAUCUUCUCUCCGAAGAGUGACCAUUGCUUCUUUACCCAGAAAUAUUGGAAAUGCAGCAAUGGUUGCUGGGAUGGAAAAUAAUGACAGAUUCAGUAGGAGGUCCAGCAGCUGGCGUAUUUUGGGGUCAAAGCAGAGUGAACACCGUCCCUCAUUACAUCGAUUUAUUAGCACCUAUUCCUGGGCAGAUGCUGAAGAUGAAAAAUGUGAACUGAAAACUAAAGAUGACUCAGAACCUCCUGAAGAAGAAAUAGUAGAAAGGACAAGGAAGACAAGCCUUUCUGAAAAGAAAAAUAAUCCAUCAAAGUGGGAUGUCUCUUCCUUUUAUGACACAAUAGCUUCCUGGGCAACAAAUCUCAAGACUUCCAUCAGGAAUGUUAACAAGGCCUUCUGGCUUUCUGUGGUGUUCAUUGUACUGUUUGCAGCUCUGAUGAGCUUCCUUACAGGCCAGUUUUUCCAAAAGUCUGUGGAUGCUGCCCCCACACAAGAAGGGGACUCCUGGCUCUCUCUCGAACAUAUUUUGUGGCCAUUUACCAGCCUCUGCCACAAUGGGCCACCACCAGUGUGACUGUAGUGCAUCCUGAUAUCUUGAUUUUUAAUGUUUCAGUAUCUGAACUUGAUAAAUUAGUAACUUUUAGCUGGGAAAGUAUAGCACAAAACCAGAGGUUCUCAGAAUAACUGUAAAAUAUUUUACAUUCUCACUUUUUGCAAUCACCUUCCCAACUAAACUAUAGAGAGGAGAAUUUGCCUAUAUUUUAAUGAGUUCUUUGAGAAAGAAAUAUAUAUUGUUUUGCUAAAAUUUAUCUAAAUAAAGAUCCAUUGAAAUCUUCAUACAGUGAAAGCUGAAAUUCUCAAUAGCCCAAAGAAAAAAACCCACUUUGUUUAAAAUAAAAUUUGAAUAUAAAAUACUAUUCAAUAAUUUUAAUAGCCUGUUUUUAAAUUAUUCACUUAUUACACUUUGAAAUAUACCUGAUUUUCCUCACAACAUGCUUGAUUCUUCACACUGAAUAGUUUACAAGUAGAGAUUUAAGAAUAGCUGAGCAAUCUAGUAGAGAGUAGCAUAUAACAAACAGAGUCAAUAAAUUGGCAGUUGGAACUAUUGAUUUUCUCCAUUGCUUCCCUGGAAGCAAUAUCCUUCAUCAUGUGAUACAGAGUGGAAUGAAACUCAGUUCCUUCUUGAAGUGCUUCCGAGAAUGACUCACUCUCUUCAUUCAUCUUGAGUCUUUGUGCUCUGUCACCACUAAACAUUAGAAGGACCCAGUUAGGAUUCUCAGUAAGCUCUUCACUUGGUUGUUCCCUCACCUAAAGAAAAUUAGUAAAAUCUGUUAGCAGUUCCUCUUUUAUUAAGGGUUUUUGUUUGAGUACUUUUUGAAUUAUUUUUAAACUAUGAAACUAUAUCUUGAUAUUUAUAGAGCUUAUUCAUGUAUUAAUUCAUGCAAAAAUAUUCAGUGCCUAUCAUGUGACAGGUAUUGUUGUAGGUGAUGGGGAUGUAACAGUGAAAUGCAGGAGGGAGAUAACUCACAUAUAUUAAUAACUGGAACAACAAAACCAUGCCUUCAAGGAGCUUAUAUUCCAGUAAGAGAAAUAAGAAGAAAAGUUUGUGCUAAAAUAUUCAUCAGUCAGGAACUGGGAACAUAGCUCAGUGGUAGAGCACUUGCAUAGUGUGCAUGAGGCCCUGGAUUUGAUUCCCAGCACUUUAAUUUUUAGGAUUUGAUAUCAUGUCUGUCAGACAACAGUAAACAUGUCUGUCAGAAAGUUAAAUCAGAGGGCUAAUCCACUCAGGAGUCUGUGAAUCACAUAUAUGUUAAAGGUUUCCAUUUGUUUUUGAGUCAGUGUGAAGAGGUAUAUGAAAUCCUGAGCAUUUGAUGCCAUAGUGGACCACAAAGGCAUUAUCUUUACAUAGGUAGGUCUUAUAUUUUUGACUAGCAAAAAAAUUUUUUGAAGGCUAAUUUUUUUAACCUUUGUAAGAGGAGAAGUCAUGGUCUACAGUCACUUAGAUCUUGAAUACUUUACCUUCUUUUGGAAAACAAAGUUUUAUGGGCUUUUGCAUACUAUACCUUAAAUAUGACUUUUGUAUAAUGACAUACUAUAUUCCACUUGCUCCAACCAAAUGCAAAAGCAGAACUUAGCAGGGCCAUUUGUCGAUAAGCUUUCAUUUCUACCGAUGUAGUCUGUAAAUAUAAACAGAACUGAGCCUCCCAACAAGUCUCCCUUCCAUCCUUAACACAAGGAUCCAUUUAAAAUUUUAAGUCAGUUUAUAUGACUUCUCUCUGAAAAUUUAACAAUGGCUUUCUUCCCUUUUUCUGAGUAGAAUCCAAAGUUGUUAAUGUCUACACAGGCCCUCUGUGAUCUGCCUCCACCACCACAUAUACCCCAUCAGCUCUUCGGCCUUAUCUCCUCCUCUUCCUUUGCUCUCUCAGUUCCAGGCUCUUUGCUCUUGGUCCAGUCCUGUCUAUUUCAGGGUUCUUGUUCCAGUUGUUCUGUCUGCCUGGAAGUUGCUUCCUCAGAUCUACUUUUGACUAAAUUCCUCACCUUCAAGCUUUACUCACGUCUUACCUCUGAGUCUUCCUCCCCAGCACACUCCUCGAUACUCCACACUGCCCAACCCCACUAUUCCUGAUCUUUUCCUUUUUGCAUACUACUUUUCACCUUUUUAACUUUUACAAGACCAUCUCAUUUUUCUUUCCCUCUAAAGAAUAUAAGCUUCACAAAGGCAGAGGCCUUUGUUUUCUCACUCAUUUAUCCUAAUAUUUAAAGCAAUGCCCUGCCAUGUAAGUGUUCAGAAAAAAAAAUAUUGAAUAUUCUGAAAAUAAACAGGAUACUACAUUUGUCCUAGUAGUUGCUACAGGUAAUUUGAGUUAACAUUUUUUUCCUAUGCAUUUAGGUAGAUACCUUUUGCUGUAUGAUUAUUGCCAAAUGUUAUAUGAAUGUCUACCUAUAUUGUUUGUUAUUUUCUGGAGUAUUCAUCAACACAUUCUGGAGCAUGUAACUCUUCUACCUACAAAGACAUUUGUAAGGAGCACUUGUGUCUUCAUAUAUCACAACUGUUUACUAAGCAUCUCGUUCUAGGAAUACGCUAGGUGCUAGAAGAAUCAAAGUUAUUAAACAGCUGCUCUCCUAUGGCUCCCCAGGUUAAUGUGGAGGGAUCUUACUUAAAUCCCUAUGGGUAACAAGGAGCACACAGACAUGGAGGCUCUGUCAGGAAACCAAGGGAAGUGGCUUGGUUUAUUGAUGGUCUUUUUAUGUUUUAAUUUUGCCCCACUUACUGUGUUUGAGAAAGGGCAGAGUUACUCUCUUAAAUCUUAAUAUAUUCAUCAUGGAAAAGGAAAGAAAAUAUGCAAAAUGAGAAGAAACCUGCGUAACUUUUGCCCUAGACUGAUCAGCCAUGGAUGUGCUCCACUUGCCAAUAUGGAGAUCAUGCUACAGGUAUAAUUCUUGAGGGAGAUUAUUACAUACAUAAGAAGACUCUGGAUGUCUCAUCUUUUCACUUACUCUUCCUAACUUUAAUCCUGUAUAAGUGAAUCUAUAAAAUUCACAGUGGACCUUAGGACUUAAAUGAAACUAUGUAUUUGCCAACAUUCUAAAUGUCCACUACAUUAAAUUUGGAAAGAUUCCUUCAUACCUUAUUGUUUAUAACAACAUAAAAAUGAGAGUAUCCAGCAGGGAAGAUAUUCAGUCCAGCUUCUUUCAGAGCAAUAAUGAAAGAUAUAGGACUCAUCCAUUUUCCUUCCAAAAUAGAGAUGGGUUCUUUGCCUUUUAGUUUGAUUGAUGCUAACAUGCAGAGGUUUUCCUGAGUUAAAAAUAAGAAAACAAACUUUGAUUAAAAAGUGAAAGAAAUUACUUCAGUAUCAUUCCAGGUCCAGUCUUUAGGUUAUUUCUGUAGUUUUUAAAUGGUCCCAUCACUAUAUUAAAAAGAGUGCAGGGCAGAUAUGUGUUAGGUCUUUUUUCUGAUCUGAUAUGGUGUCACAAAGUCCCCAUGUUACCUUAAUCAAUUUACUCUCUAUAGGCUUCAUUUGAAUAAUUGAUUGGACUAAAGAUCUUCAAAUCCUCUCCUAUUUUAUGUUAUAAUCUGAAAAUAUGGAGUAUGUUCAUGUUGAAUUAAAAUAGCUAUUAAAACAUAAUUAUACUUUUAGAGAUUAUUCUUAAUUCUUUAACAUAAAACUUAAUGAUACAAAUUAUCCAGUUUUAAAGUUUGGCAAACUGGCAAUUUGAAGAUGUACAGAGUCCACAUCUCUCAGCAGUUUUUUUCCUAAAGGUUAAUAUAUCCUAUUUAACCCAAUAUGUCUAAAAUAUUUCAAAUAUGUAAUCAGUAUAAAAUUGAGACAAUUUGCAUUUUUAUACUAAGUAUUCAAAAUAUGAUAUGUAUUUUAUAAUUAUAGCACAUAUUAAUUUGGACUAGUCACAUUUCAGGAGCUCAAUAGAAUAGCGAGUAUGUUAGAGAGUACAGAUGUACCUUUCAAGUCUGACCUGAAAACGCACUCUAUAACACUUGGCAUUUCAGUAUUCAUGUGCAUAAUGGACACUGAAGGUGUUCAUAACUUUCCAUCGGUCUAGAGUAAGAGUCUGUUCAGGAGUCUACAGUGCUGCGGGGAUGGCAUAAGCACAGAAGCACAUAAGGGCUCAGAAGCCCUGAAGGGAGGCCCCCAUUAUAACCCUCUCAUGCAAUCUUAGGAAGGUCACUUAACCUCCUGACCACUUUGGGCCUCAAGUUUCUCUCUGUAAAAUGUGAUGGUGGAUCACAAAUGUUUUAAGGGCCAUUAUAGCAUUGACAAUCCUGAGCAUUCGCUCAUUCCAUCUUGUUUUAAAAGUAAAGCUUGGUAAUAUUUUGAUUUUCCUGCAACUGUCAUAAGGAGGUUUAAAGAAUCUUGAAAAAAAAAAAAACUUCAUUGAGGUAUAUUUUAUAUAUCAUAAAAUUCACUUAUUUCACAUAUACAACCCAAUGGGUUUUUAGUAGUAAAACUACACCAUAAAUCAGUUUUAGAACAUUUUUAUCCCACCCAAUAAAAUCCCUUACACCCAUUUUUAGUUAAUUUCCAUUCUCAGUCCCUUGCAGCCACUAAUCCACUUGUCUUUAAAAAUUUCAGGCUGUGUAAUUUCUGACUGAUGAGCAAGAAGUCAUUCAGAGGGAGACCUACCUCAAAAGGGAUUACAUAUGGUUGAAUGGUAAUGAUCAGGGAACCUCUGUAGGGUGGAUCAAAAACUCAGAUUCAUACCACAACCAGGCUUGUCUGUCCACUCAUUUAUCUAAUCCUAGUAACUUUAGGGUGCAGAUUUGUUUGAACCUUACUACUUACAUGUCAUUGCCUAGUUAUUCAAUUAAUAUCUCCUUUAGAAAUGAUGACUCAGAACAGUCUGGAUGUAAUUACAAAAGACAAUAUACAAAUCAGUGACACACCUGUAUGCACAGACUUGCUGUAACAGUAACUCACCUUAAUUUGUAUCUGAAUCUCAGUAAAUAUUGUAGUCACAGUCAAAAGUACAUUGUUAAUUUCAAGUGGUCUUAAUUCCCAUGAGUGGAAUGGCAUGUUAAUAUGAGUGUCCUGAAUCAAGGUAACAGGGCCAAAAGUUUCCAGGCUGAAUGAUAUAAGUCUGUCUUCUGCAUCAUAAAAUACAUUACUGAUGCCAUCAGUUCUCCAAUGUUUACCUUUAUAGUAAAUGAAGAAAGUGAUAGUUUCAUUUUUUUCUAUAAUAAGAUGAAUGAAACCAUCUAAAUAAUCCCAGUGUGUAUAAAUUGAUCUUUAUAUUAAGAACAGAAGUUCAAAACUAAGCCAACUUUUCUGGGAGUUUUUGUGCCUCUAGGAUCAAGUCCAAACUCUUCCAGAGUGGAGCUUUGACACUGGCUUCGUCCCUUGCUACUUUGCACACCUGUUUUCAGCCCUCCUGACGUUGACUUCUGCACCUUUGCACAUGUAGUUCUUUCCUUCUAGAAUACUCCUCCUCAACCUUUUAGAGAAACUCUCUUCACCUUUGUUUUAAAAGAACUUUAAAAUUCACCUGUUUUUAGUAAAUAAAUCGUCAUUAAAUUUAACCAGUUGUAUUACCAUUACAGAAUCCACUUAUAGAACAGUUUUAUCUCCCCCACAUUAAGAUCCCUGUGUCUGUUUUUUGGUGUGUGGGUGUUUUUGUUGUUGUUGUUUUCCUGGAACUGGGGAUUGAACCCAAGGGCACUUAACCACUGAGCAACAUCUGCAGUCUUUUUUUAUAUUUUAUUUAGAGACAAGGUCUCACUGAGUUGUUUAGGGCCUUGCUAAAGUGCUGAGGCUGGCUUUGAGCUUGCAAUUCUCCUGCCUCAGUCUCCCAAGUACUGGGAUUACAGGCAUGUGCCACUGUGCCUCGCCAAGAUCCCUAUGUCUAUUUACAAUUCUUUCCCACCUUCCUGUCCCAGGCAGCCAUUAAUAUACUAUAAGUCUCUAAAGAUUUGCUCUUUUUGUAUUUUUCAUAUAAAUGUAGUCAUACAAUAUGUGGUCUUUUGUGUCUCUUACAACUCAGUAAAACCCAGUUUAAGGUGGGAAAAUGAUUUAAAUAAACAUUUUGCCAAAGAAGAUGUAUGAAAGACUAAUAAGCAUGUUUAACAUGAUUAGUCAUUAGGGAAAUACAAAUUAAAACUGCAAUGAGGUACUACUUCCUGCCCACUAGAAAGAAGACAAAUAAUAAAUGUUGGCCAGGACAUGGAGAAAUGAAACCAUACACUGCUAGUAGGCAGGUAAAAUGGCACAGCACUUUGAAGUACACUUUGGAAGUUUGUUAAAAAGCUACAUGUAAAUUUACCCCUAAACCCAGCAAUUCCACUCUUAGGUAUACACCCAAGAGGAGUGAGAAAUGAUGCUUCCACAGAGACUUCCAUGCACACAUUUUUUUUUGCUUCUAAAGCCCUGUUCCAUAGCCAUUCUAUGAGAAGGUCACUGUCGUGUUCUACAGUACUUUGUUCCAUCACCUUACCAUGUAGUGUGGCAGUGUUCUCCCAGAGUGCCCUUCCUACAACUCUGAAAACUCCCAGAGGAAGAAAAUACACUCAUUUGUCUCCAUAUAUUUAUGGUUUAGCAUAUUUAUAGGAUGGAUGAAUGAAGAAUUCUCUACCCAGAUGUUCUCCAUUUCCACUCCAUUCUCUUUCCUCUUCUCACAAGGAAGCUUCCAUUGACUAGUUUUUGCUCUUAAAAUCAUUUUAACAAAUACAAUUACACUGACAAAUACUUUUUGCUACACUAGCAAAAAUAAUUUGUAAAGGUAAAAAAAUUAUUGCCUAUAAAUCUCCAAACUUCCAAGCACAGAAAGCUUCCCCAUAGUUUAAAAUUUUCUGGGGUUGUAAGUUAUUGCCAAUUAGUGUAGUUACAUAAAGUUGACAUAAUUCAUAUUUCCAUGAAUUGUGUAAGAUAGCUUGUCCAAUUUAAUUCAGUGUGUAUAAUUUAAACAUGAUAUUUAGGAACAUUUCUAUGAAUGUGACACCUCUAAAGCAACAAGAAAGAAGAAAUUACAUAAUUGUUCAUUUUGAUGUAUUUUGUAGUUUGUUAAAAAUGCACUUUUCAUGUAAUAAACAACUUCUAGAACAUAAAUGUAUGUGGCUUUGUCUACACAAGUGAAAAUGGGUUCAUUGGAGCAUUCAUAAGAAAAGCUUAAAUCACAAAAUAUUAAUAUUUACUCCUUUUGGUAUGAGUUCCUAAUUUCUCUGCCCCUGUAACUAAAGUGGAAUAGGGCUCUGUGCCUUAAUGAUCUUAUCUGUUCCCGAGUAGGUAAAUCCUUUCAAAAUGAACGGAUGAAAAACAACCCUAAAAAUAAAGCUUCACAGUUUUUAUCUAGGUUCUCUAAACUGCAUCCACAAAUUCACAAGAGGGGACCCUCUCAAAAUUCAGCCAUCUUACCACAAAAGAAGUUUUUGGUAGUAAUUAUCUAAUCAUUAGCUUAUAUUUUUGUUUGCGCAUCUGAUUUUAUUACUAUGUAUUUUAAUAGUGUGAGAAAGCAACAAUUUCCCAUGUUUCAAGAAUCAAAAAUUGUAAAAUGGCAUACAGUGACUAGUUUUCCUGUCUCAGGUUUCCUAUUUGCCUAUUCUCCAUCCCCAAUACUUAUUUGCAAUUUAUACAUGAUGAACAUUAAAAUAA